UCCAUUCUGGCUAGAGCUUCAACAUUCAAGCUGAUGUUUGGUCGGAUCCAGAAAGUCAUAUCAAAACCAUUAAUUCAUAAUUUUACACAACUUUUCUUAUUACAGAAUCCCCGAACAGUCACUUCUAAAAUGUCUUUCCAGUACCCACAUGCUUACCGUGACGAGGCAGUUGUGGAUGACUACCAUGGCAACAAGAUUCCGGACCCGUACAGUUGGCUGGAGGACCCAGACAGCGAGAAGACACAGGCUUUUGUCAAUGCUCAGAACCAGCUGACGCUGCCCUACCUGGAGCGCUGUGAGGUGCGGGACCUGUUCAAGGAGCGCAUGACAGAGCUCUACGACUACCCCAAAUACAGCUGCCCCUUCAAGAGGGGAAGCAGGUAUUUCCAUUUCUACAACACGGGCCUCCAGAACCAGAGUGUAAUGUAUGUUCAGGAGAGUCUAGAGGCAGAGCCCACGGUCUUCCUGGACCCAAACACUUUCUCUGAGGACGGGACUGUCGCUUUACGAGGCUAUGCAUUCUCAGAGGACGGCGAGUACCUGGCGUACGGCGCCAGCGCCAGCGGCUCUGACUGGGUGGAGAUGCGCUUCCUGCGGGUGGAGGGGGCCGUGGCCCUAAAGGACCGGCUGGAGAGGGUCAAGUUCAGCUGCAUGUCCUGGACCCAUGACGGCAAGGGCCUCUUCUACAACUCCUACCCCAAGCAGGAGGGCAAGAGCGACGGCACUGAGACGUCCACCAACCUGCACCAGAAGCUCUACUUCCACGUAUUGGGGACCCCCCAGUCCCAGGACUGCCUGUGUGCCGAGUUCCCCGACCACCCCAAGUGGAUGAGUGGGGUGGAGGUGUCAGAUGACGGGCGCUACGUACUGCUGUCCAUCAGGGAGGGCUGUGACCCGGUCAACCGGCUUUGGUACUGUGACCUUCAAACCACCCCUCAGGGUAUCACAGGCCUGUUGCCGUGGGUGAAGCUGAUAGAUAACUUUGACGCGGAGUACGAGUACGUGACCAACGAGGGCACGGUGUUCACCUUCAAGACCAACCUGGAGGCCCCACGCUACCGCCUCAUCAACAUCGACUUCGCCCAGCCCGCCCAGGCCAACUGGAAGGAGCUCAUCCCCCAGCACGACAAGGACGUCAUCGUGUUUGCCACCUGUACUUCCUCCAGUCUCCUCUUUGUGUGUUUCCUGCACGACGUGAAGAACGUGCUGAAGAUGUACCGUCUGAGCUCGGGGGACGAGCUCAGGACCUUCCCUCUGGACGUGGGCUCUGUGGUGGGCUUUACCGGACGCAAGAGAGACUCUGAGAUCUUUUAUUACUUUACCUCCUUUCUGUCGCCAGCCAUCAUCUACCACUGUGACCUGACCAAGGAGCCCCUGCAGCCCCACGUGUUCCGCGAGGUCACCGUCAAAGGCUUUGACCCCUCCGACUACCAAACCACUCAGGUAUUCUACCCCAGUAAGGACGGUACAGAGAUCCCCAUGUUCAUCAUCCAUAAGAAGGGCCUGAAGCUGGACGGCUCUCACCCUGCCUUCCUCUAUGGCUACGGAGGGUUCAACAUCUCCAUCACCCCCAGCUACAGUGUAUCACGGCUGAUCUUUGUCCGACACAUGGGAGGAGUCCUGGCUGUGUCCAACAUCAGAGGAGGGGGGGAGUAUGGAGAGACCUGGCACAAAGCGGGCAUGUUGGCCAACAAGCAAAAUUGCUUCACAGACUUCCAGUGUGCAGCAGAGUACCUCAUCAAGGAGGGCUACUCGUCCCCCUCCAAACUCACCAUCAACGGAGGCUCCAACGGGGGCCUGCUUGUAGCGGCGUGUGUGAACCAGCGGCCAGAGCUGUUUGGCUGUGCCGUGGCCCAGGUGGGCGUCAUGGACAUGCUCAAGUUCCACAAGUUCACCAUCGGCCACGCCUGGACCACUGACUUCGGCUGCUGUGAGGUCAAGGAGCAGUUUGACUGGCUCAUCAAGUACUCCCCGCUCCACAACAUCCGCGUGCCCGAGGGUGAGGGCAUCCAGUACCCCGCUGUCCUCCUCCUCACGGGUGACCACGAUGACCGCGUGGUCCCCCUGCACUCCCUAAAGUACAUUGCCACGCUGCAGCACGUGGUGGGCCGCUGGGCCGGCCAGAGCAAUCCGCUGUUCAUCCACGUGGACACUAAGUCGGGCCACGGCGCCGGCAAGCCCACCAGCAAGGUCAUCCAGGAGGUGGCCGACACGUACGCCUUCAUCGCCCGCUGCCUCAGCCUCUCCUGGGUCAAAUGAGGAGGAGGGGAGGGGGUGGUUCCCUGGAAGUCUGUUUCUAUGGGAAGUGUCUCUAUUGGUGUCUUGGAAGUUUCCUGGUCGUUCUCUUUAGUAUUGAUCACUAAUCUGUUUUUCCGCUCUUCUCCUUCCCUCUUCCUCAUCAUCGCUUGGUGCUCAUCUGCUAUGGACUGACUCAUUUGUUCCUGAGCAGUAAUCAAUCUCUUCCUACCUGUUUGUCUGGCCUGUUUCUCCUUCACGCUCCCCUUCUCUCUUUUUCACUCUCAGAUAUGUAUAAACCACCCCUCUCUCUCUCUUCCUGGUUCUCCCUUCCCUGUGUAGGCCUGUUUUGGACUGCUGGACUAUAGAGUUACCCUGUCUCCACCAGCCCCAGGAUUUACCCCCUGUCUCCACCCCUCACCUGACUCCCCCACCAAACCCCUCUACCCCCCAUGGUC
Molecule: messenger RNA, 2693 nt
Organism: Coregonus clupeaformis (lake whitefish)
Lineage: Eukaryota; Metazoa; Chordata; Actinopteri; Salmoniformes; Salmonidae
Product: prolyl endopeptidase
Exons: 15
Coding region: 34-2259 (741 amino acids)
Biological process (GO): proteolysis
Cellular component (GO): cytosol
Molecular function (GO): serine-type endopeptidase activity; oligopeptidase activity
Source: RefSeq, a predicted model, not a curated record